ACAAUGCUUCUGUUCAAUUAUUCAGCGGCUUGCCGGUGCUGUACUCGAAUCGAAGGUGUAUCUCAAAAUGAAGUGCCACGGAUUUCAAACGAGUCAGUGUGAUCAGCCAUUGUAACUUUUAAUUAGUUUUUUCGCUUCUCCACGAAUGACAGCAAAAAAUGAUCGAGCGAAAUCUCAGAACAACAGAUUUGAUUUCUGUUUUAAUACUGUAUGUGUACGUAGCAGACAGCUUCAAAAUAACAGCCACGAAAGAUGCAUUAACAAAUAGAGCGAAUAAUGAAGGAAGGAGACUUGAAGUAACAGGCGCAGAGAUAGACAGACUAAAAAAAGCACUUUUGGAAAUUGACGAUGGCGUACACCCUGUUAUCAAAGCUAUGAACAAUCAUGAUCAAGAACAAACCAUGGAAACUUUAAAGAAAGCUCUACGUUCUGUUGAAGACGAAGAACAAGAGGACCGACAAAUAAGAGACAUUGAAUCAGCUUUGCGGUCAAUUGAAAGAGAGACGGCUUACCAUGAGAGCAGAAAACGUACAAAGAUAGAAAAAGUUUUGGCUUCAGUUGAGGCGCACACCAAGCAAGCCAUGUCGACCCCAACUUUCACCUCCAAUGAUGAAAUCACAAAGAAAGGAAGAUAUGGUUUGGAGGUGACUUUACCGUUCAAUAAUGCCGUAAAAGGACAGGAAGGAAAGACAAUCAACCUCAAGACCAACAGUGGAAGGAAAAGAGUUUUUAUUCCUAAAGGAUGGAUGUUUUGCACCAUAUCCCCUCCAAAAUGUUAUUCCACGAAUAGAAAGAAAAGACACAUCAAUAAGAGACACGUUUCCUUAGUUUCUCGGAGACCAGCAAUCUAGUCGUGAAAAUGGAAAUACGUCGAUCAGGGGAGUUUACCUAAGAAGAAUAACGGGGAUUUGGGAGGGGAUGGUAGGCAGGAGCUCAUACAGUCCAUUAUAACAUUAGCGUCACAUCCCCUCAAGACAUAACAUUCCAGUGAUCCUCUGAUCAUCCAUUAUGUUUCAAGACUUAUGGAUCCCGAUGAACAUUUCUUCGAGUCCAAAUCCCGAGGACGAGCAGCUGCAAUGUGAGCCAAGAUGAAUAACAUAAUUUGAAUUAAUAAGACGUAUAUAUACAUUAUACCUUAACUCAGCUAGGACGUCAGUUUCAACUAGUAAUAUGAAACAGAAUUUAACGUCUUGGGAAAGAGAUGUGAAACGAUCAAAUUAAUUUACCAAUGCAAAUUGAUCUAGUUUUAGAUUGCUGGAUUUUUAUAGACUUUGAACGUCGAUCAAACAACGGUAAACCAGCCUUAACCAUAAUACCUUACCGCAUUGACGCGUUCUACAAGGCAACUUUCAUUGAAGCGGCUAUGUAUCGUUGAUACCCUAGCUAAAACCUCGUACCCAGGUUAUCCUUGGAUUGGAAGAAGAGAGACUCGAUCGCAUUGUUCUCGAUACGUUUUACAAUUUUCGUUAUGAGAUCUGAAGUAAAAAUUACAUGGGUUUGGGUACCUCAGAAAGAAUCAGGAAAUAUACAUUGCUACAGUUACUAACAUUAAAAUCAUUAGUCGACUUUGUAGAGCCUCGCACGAAUAUACUAGUUAUUCUACAGUCAUGACGUGCGACCUAUGCAGUUUCGCAUCCUUCUCAUGGCCUUACUAUGUCUAAAAAUCCAGAUGCGAAAUAUCCAUUAAGCUCCGUGGACCUGGAACAUUCCAUUGUUUACGGUUCCCGCACCAGAAACGGCGAAUUAUCUCAAACUAUAUCUUGCCUUGUGUUUCUGUCUAUGCCGUAAACAUGACCUUGCCUUUUUUAAUUCAAUACAUUAACACAUAGUGCGGUUUUCAUUUGAGUGUCGAAAGUAAUCAGGCAAUUACUUUGGCUUUAGUUUUGGUUUUA
Orbicella faveolata is the source of this 1892-nucleotide messenger RNA. RefSeq lists its product as uncharacterized. The record is from RefSeq and is a predicted model, not a curated record. NCBI's taxonomy places the organism in Eukaryota, Metazoa, Cnidaria, Anthozoa, Scleractinia, Merulinidae.